Messenger RNA from Vanessa atalanta (red admiral), 808 nucleotides. It is a transcript of the gene strat, whose product is annotated as guanine nucleotide exchange factor MSS4 homolog. Gene Ontology annotation, molecular function: guanyl-nucleotide exchange factor activity; zinc ion binding. The transcript has 2 exons. Gene Ontology annotation, biological process: post-Golgi vesicle-mediated transport; small GTPase-mediated signal transduction. The record is from RefSeq and is a predicted model, not a curated record. Bases 98 to 481 code for a protein of 127 amino acids. Gene Ontology annotation, cellular component: cytosol; membrane. NCBI's taxonomy places the organism in Eukaryota, Metazoa, Arthropoda, Insecta, Lepidoptera, Nymphalidae.
UUCUGUGCUGCCGGUUAUAACUUUUCACAUGAAUUAAUACAAAAGCUAACUUUCUAUUGAUUUUAGUGUCUUAUUCAUUUUUAAAUAAUAUUAUAUCAUGUCAGACCCAGAUAAUAUUGACAAUAAUGCAAUUGAAGAUGCAAAUAAAUAUGUGGAAAAUGGUACAAAUAAACUUAUCGUUAAAUGUAAAUUUUGCGGUUCUAAAAUAUUGGAUAAAAAGUCCGGGAAAUACAUGAAACAAGAGAAAGAUCUACCUCUAAUGCAACAAGACACAAGAAAAGACGCGGGCAUUCAGAACGAAAAAGUUAAUGAAUUCUACCACGUUGAAAAUAUGUAUACUUUUGAAAACAUAGGCUUUACGCACACUGUGGAUAAUUACAAGUAUUUAAGCUGUGCAGAUUGUGACGCUGGUCCCGUUGGAUACUAUGACAUGAACACUAAGCAUAGUUAUGUUGCAUUAUCUAGGGUAAAUCAUGAAUAAGAUAGUGUAUGACAAUUAAUUUAUCGAUAUUUGCUUAUAAUUCUUUAAGAAAAAAAUAUAAUAUGAUUGGAUACUGUACAGAUUAUAUAUUGCAUGUAUUCUAAAUUACAACUAAAAAAAAUAUAUUUUCAAAAAAUAUAAAUGUUGAACUAUGGGUAAUAUUUAAUUUGUAUUUAUAUAAUUUAGCAAAUACUUCAUAAUAGUAGUUUUGCUACUAUAUUUUUUUAAUAUUUUUGCUCAUUUGUCAUUCCAAAACAUAUAAAACACUUUUUAUACAAUCUAAGAAUGAUAUAAGAUGAAAUGUUAUUUAUAGAUCCUAUCUUAUGC